This is a messenger RNA of Corylus avellana, 2246 nucleotides long. RefSeq names its product protein TPX2. Gene Ontology annotation, molecular function: protein kinase activator activity; microtubule binding. The record is from RefSeq and is a predicted model, not a curated record. Gene Ontology annotation, biological process: activation of protein kinase activity; regulation of mitotic spindle organization; mitotic spindle assembly. Gene Ontology annotation, cellular component: nuclear microtubule; spindle. Lineage: Eukaryota; Viridiplantae; Streptophyta; Magnoliopsida; Fagales; Betulaceae.
GGCACAUACCGAAAUUCUCGCCGCUCGCUCCGAUUCAAUUUUUUUCCUCACAAGACUUUUAGGGUUUUACCACAUCACAGAAUUCCCAAAUUCCUCUCUCUUUCUCUCUAUAUGAUUCCCGGAAAAUAUAUCCCGAGACAGAGAGAUUUGCCGGGAAAAUUAAGGAGAGAGAGGGAGAUUGAGUGGUUGAUGGAGGUUUGAAGGGAAUGACCGGAACUUUCUCUCUCGUUCGCUGAGAAAGAGAGAGAAAGUGAGGGAAAGUCAAUGACGUUUGUUUGGUUCAUUUUUCUGAAGCAGUGAAACAAAGAGCUUUCUUCUUUCUUUCUCAUUUUCCCGUGAAAGUUACCUAGAAACAAGAAAGGAAAAGAAAAGACGGAGAAGGAAAAUAUUUAAAUAAUUAUAAUAAUAAUAAUUUAAGAUUUUUACGAUAUCAAUGGCGUUCCUUGGGCUCUUUGCCUGAAACGUGGUUCUGAUACUGUGGAAUUGAAGCGAGAGCGAUAGAGAAAAAUGGACGACGACAUGGAGGAAUUUGUUGUGGAGCCGUUUGUGGCUGAAGAAAUCGAUUUUGAUUACGAGUUCGAUGCGCCUCGCUCCUACGAUUUCACUUGGCCGGAGACGGAUCUGGAGGCCGGAGAAGCCGAGCGCUGGUUCGAAUCAGCACAAAGUUAUCCGCCUUCGCCUUUCGUCCUAAAGUUCAAGUGGCCAAAAGACGUUCCUGUAGAAAAUACGAGCACCUAUGCUAAACCCAGAAAUGAUGGAAACAUGGAUUCCAUUGGGAAUUACUCUGACAGCUGCAUGGGUUCUGAAGUUUCUGCAACAGAUGAUUCCAACAAAGGAUAUUAUAAUCAGAUGGCUCAAGCUAGUCCAAAAGCUAAAACAAAGUCCCCAGUGAAGUCAACAUUAACAAGGAGUUCAACUUUAAUGAAACCAACAGCAAGUCAUUUGGCCAAGCAGAAUAAACCUCAAGAAAUUCAUUCCACGCGAUUCUUGAGAAGGUUUCAGAAUAAGUUAGAGAACAUUGAUGAAAGCAGUUCACGGAGUGCUUAUGUAAUUGACUGCCAAGCUACCAAAAGACAAAAGUUGGAGACUGGUUACUUAAAGAAGGUUGCUCACCUGAAGCAUCAAUCUCUUUUGCUACACAGGUUACCUAAUAAGGUUGAAACUGUUGAUGUAAACUCUGUUGUGCGUAGUAGACCUGAAGUUACCAUUCCUAGAGAACCUAAUCUGGCAACAGCACGUAGGGCACAAAGAGAUAGGUGUAAGAUCAAAACAGAGUCGGGUCAACAUGCACAAUCAAGUGCUUAUAGCUUCAAAGCACGCCCUUUGAACAGAAAAAUUCUUGAGGCACCUUCAUUUCCUCUUCCUAAAAAGAGCAUACCACAGCUGCAAGAGAUUCAAGUGUUUCACUUGAAGACCUCAGAAAGGGCUAUGCAACGCGCGUCUAGUAAUGCAGGGAAUAUAUCUAAAUGCAACUCUGUUUCACAAAGUGAAACUGUGGACAGUAAAAGUCUAAAUGGUGAUGCUUUAAAGCGGAACUGCAAAACAGUUAACAAAGUCAAAGCCCGUCCUCUUUAUACAAAGGAAUUCAAUUUUUUAACUGAUAAGAAGUUUCCUGAGCCACCAAUAGAAUUACUUAGUAAGCUCUCCUUAGCAUCGGAUUCCCACCCUAAUGGGGAAUCUCAGUCAAAAAUGUACCAGCCCACUAAGGUUGCUAAAGAGAACACACCAGGUCCUUUCCAUCGAGCACGAGUGUGUCAGUAUCAUACAAUUGGGUUGGAAGUGGUAUGAAUGUGGGCGCUACAGGAGGAUUCCUGAAAGUGGACCACAACUACACAUUAACAGGAGCAUGGAAAGUACGCUGAGAACAAGAGCACAAGUGAUUUUAUAAUGCUUAUGCUUUCUCACACCAACAUAAAAAGGCAGAGGAAGCAAGAUUUUGCCUAUGCUCUACAAGUGCAUUGCUCAACAAUGUGGAGCAGCUGGAGCUUCUUUGUACAUGGGAUGACUUUCACGGAAGGUGAAUCACAGGGUGUAUUAUAGGGAAAUAAUAGGUCAUUUUUGCCAAAGAAAUUGUAAUCCUUGUUUUUGCGUUUGUAGUUUUUUCAAUAAAUUUUUAGAGGUCAGUCGUGUACAGCGUUAAAGUAUCUAAACCUUUAUUCAGUUUCAUUUUCAUAUUUUUUUUUUGACAUGUUUGCACAAGGGGGUGAAAAGGGGGAAGGAGAUUCAAACUAGUAACCUCUGUUUCA